Molecule: messenger RNA, 1104 nt
Organism: Aspergillus caelatus
Lineage: Eukaryota; Fungi; Ascomycota; Eurotiomycetes; Eurotiales; Aspergillaceae
Exons: 6
Coding region: 1-1104 (367 amino acids)
Source: RefSeq, a predicted model, not a curated record
AUGAACUCUCAACCGAGCUGGCUGCGGGACAACGUCAUCGCCGUCAAUGUGCUUGCCCUCGUCAGCAUUGUGCUUCGGUUCGUCGCUCGACGCAUCCGUAAAGUGGUUAUAGGUGUCGAUGACUAUCUCAUCAUUGCAAGCUUGGCUUUGCUCUUCACGAUUUCCGGCAUUGCUCUGGGAAUGAUUCAUUAUGGAUUGGGAUACAAUAAGGUGGAUCUCCCCGCCGAAAGGUCGCUGAUGGUGGCCAAACUGCUCUACGUCUUUGAGAUCAUUUACGUGAUCAACCUCCUAACUAUCAAGCUUUCAAUCUUAAUGAUGUACCGCCGUAUUUUCACCAACAUCUCUCGUCUAUUCCGCGUGGGCGCGAUGAUCUGUGGUGCGGUGGUCACGCUCUGGGCCACUGCUUUCGUGCCCGCCGCCAUUUUCCAAUGCACGCCGGUGGCCAAGGCGUGGGAUAUUGAUAUACCUGGACACUGUAUCAAUCUACAACUUGGGUUUUACUGCGUCGCGCUACCCAAUAUUCUCACCGAUAUUGCCAUUUUGUCGCUGCCCAUCCGAUCCUGUUGGCAAUUACACAAGAGCGUCCUCUACCGCCUGUCCCUCAUUGGUGUCUUCAUGCUGGGUAUUUUCGUUGUCGGUGUGAGUAUUUACCGAUUUACACUUCUGUUCCAGUUUACGCCACAUAAUGUCCCUGGAACCAUCGGGCCGUCGACGAUAUGGUCGGUGAUUGAAUGUGCGGUGGGCAUACUCUGCGCAUGUCUGCCCACCAUAACCCCGGUGUUCCGGAUAAUCUGUCUUAAAUUCAACUGUCCCUGCUGGUCAGAGGGACGCUCGGGUGCCGAAGACAAUGCCAACAAUGACAUGCCAACUCCCGUUCGUCGACGCGUCUUCAAGGUGUGGGAAAGUAUUAGUUUUUCACAGGGCAUCAGCACUCUACCAACUCAGGACACCCGGACAACCCAAUGUGAUCAGCGCUCCUUGGUGAAAUCUUCUCCCUCAGAUGAAAAUAACGACUUGGAGUUAUCGCAUCUCACAGCUUGCUCGACGGUGCCGUCUGGUCGAAGCACAUUAGGAGACCAUAGUCUACCACCGGGCCAUGUAUAG